GCUACCUCGCGGGCUUCGCAGUCGCGAGUUGUGACCCUGGCGUCUGGGCCCAGCCCAACAGCCCCGAGCCACGCCGGAGUCGCAGGAGUGACUGGCAUGGUGGGGGCUGGCCUUGUGGCGAGCGCCGCCCUAAGCCGUUCCGUGAAGCCCCGCACCAAGAGGAACCUCGUGACGAUGGCUGCGCGGGGCGGCGAGAGCUAUGACGCUCUGGUGAAGGACCUAGAGACGCUUGUCAAGGAGAAGGAGUGUGGGCCCAUCCUUGUGCGACUUUCCUGGCAUGAUGCCGGCGUCUUCUCCGACGGGAAGCUGAAGGGUGGCUGCCCCAAUGCCGCCAUGCGCUUCACCGACGGUGGAGAGGGCACCUUUGGAGCAAACGCGGGGCUGCCAGAUGUUGCUCUAGGUCUCCUGAAGCCCAUCACGGAGAAGUAUGUUCCCGAAACCAUUGGAAAUGCAGAUCUCUGGACCCUGGCGGCCAACGUGGCAAUCAAGGUGAUGGGAGGCCCAGACGUGAAGACCCGUUUUGGUCGCAAGGAUGCGGAGUCCUCAGCCGACUCUGUGGAAUCUCAGGUUGGGCGCCUCCCGGAUGGCGACAAGGAGAUCGACCACCUGCGGGAGAUCUUCCACCCCAAGGGCUUCACCGACAAAGACAUUGUGGCCCUGUCGGGUGCGCACACCGUAGGGAAGUGCCACCUGGAUCGCUCCGGCUUCGAUGGCCCUUGGACCGAGGCACCCCUGAAGUUUGACAAUUCCUACUUCACAGAGAUGUUGGAGAAGAAGUACGAGGAUGACAAGACUGAGAAGGGCAACCCCCAGUUCAAGAACGGUGAAACCGGAACCAUUAUGCUCAUCUCAGACCUGGCGUUGUUGAAGGAUCCCGCUUUCAAGGAGCAUGUGGAGAAGUAUGCCGCCGACCAGGAUGCCUACUUCGCGGACUUCACCGAAGCCUGGGUGAAGCUGCAGGAGCUCGGCUGCACAGACCUCCGGGACAGCCUUUGA
Symbiodinium pilosum is the source of this 996-nucleotide messenger RNA. The record is from the annotation of a GenBank genome assembly. Lineage: Eukaryota; Dinophyceae; Suessiales; Symbiodiniaceae.